CGUACGCUGCACAGCGCUGCUUUGCCCUCGCCGAACGAAACAAAAUAUCCAAUGGUUUCUCUGGGAAGAGAGGAUGUGCGUUCAGGUCCCCGAGUGCCGCAGUGGUACGGCGGCCAUUCGGUGCUGGUGACGGGGGCCACCAGUUUCCUGGGGAUGACCAUCGUGGAGAAGCUGCUGCGAUCCUGCCCUGACAUUGGCACUAUCUACAUGCUGGCGAGACCCAAGCGUGGACUGGACCCCCAAGAGAGGUUGGAAGACUAUGUGUCCAAUGUGCUGUUCUCGAAGGUUCGAGGAGAGCGACCCGACUACGCGCGCCACAUGUCUGUGAUCGCUGGCGAUGUCAGCUCACCGGACUUCCGACUGUCAGAGCACGACAUGGCGGCCAUGCGGCAUGAGGUCAGUGUCGUCUUCCACUGUGCCGCCAACGUCCGAUUCGACGACAGCCUGCACCAUGGCGUCAUCACCAACGUGGUGGGCACCAAUCGCUUGCUGCAGCUGGCCGACCUGCUGCCCAACCUGCAGGUAUUCCUGUACAUCUCGACCUCUUUCUGCCACUCAGACCAUCAAGCCGCGUUUCACACGAGGUUGCUGGGGAACCUGCCAAACACGUACGCCUUUACGAAGAACCUGACAGAGAAGCUGGUGGCGACAUACCGCGACCGUCUCCCCAUCGUCAUUGCCAGACCGUCCAUUGGUGAGUGGGAGUGA
Molecule: messenger RNA, 708 nt
Organism: Schistocerca americana (American grasshopper)
Lineage: Eukaryota; Metazoa; Arthropoda; Insecta; Orthoptera; Acrididae
Product: fatty acyl-CoA reductase 1-like
Exons: 6
Coding region: 52-708 (218 amino acids)
Biological process (GO): long-chain fatty-acyl-CoA metabolic process
Cellular component (GO): peroxisome
Molecular function (GO): alcohol-forming very long-chain fatty acyl-CoA reductase (NADP+) activity
Source: RefSeq, a predicted model, not a curated record